AUCAUGGUUAUUAAAGUGGGACUAAAAACUGUCAAAUUGCUAUUGCUUGUGUUCAAUUUAUUCUGCAUUCUAAGUGGUCUCGCGUUGAUUGUCUUAGGCAUUCAAAUAAGUGAAGACAUUGAUCCGGUGAAGGACUUUUCCGGGACUGAUGCCUUGCUGGCUAGCGAAUCCGUGCUGGCCAUCGUUUUGGGAUGCGUGGUGUUCGCAUUAGCUUCGUUUGGAUUCUGUGGAACCAUCAAACACUCCCACGUAAUGAUGACAACUUAUGCAUUUCUGAUGCUCGUACUGAUCGCGGCUCAAGUUGCAAUGUCAUUGCAACUAUUCACCAACCUUGUGCGAACAAACCAAAAAGUCGAAAUGUGGUUCACGAGACAUUUCCACAGUCGUCUGUGGCAAUCUAGCGACUCCAAUCCGGCCGCAGAUGAUGACGUUGAGCGACUACAGCGCUCCUUCAAGUGUUGCGGAAAUAUUUCCUACCAAGACUGGGGUUCACUCGAGAAGCUACCACGAUCCUGCUGCUCCGAUAAAUCCGUUCCAACCGGUUGCCGAAUAAUCGAAGAAGGUUGCCAAGCUGUACUGGAACAAUUUGUAAGAAAAUCCCAGCAAACACUCGCCUGGUUUCUGCUGGGCAUGGCGAUGUUCGAAUUUUUGACGUUUUCGUUGAACUGCUGCGUGGCCAACGGGAUACAAAAUCAUCUGGAAGUGUUAAAUUUAUUGUAACCUAAAGCGGUUAAGGUUGGCGUUUUGAUUAACUGGAAUCGUCGUGGACUCCAUUAAAUCCGAAAUUCCAACCUCCUCAUUUGGAAUGAA
This is a messenger RNA of Malaya genurostris, 810 nucleotides long. RefSeq names its product CD63 antigen-like. The transcript has a single exon. The record is from RefSeq and is a predicted model, not a curated record. NCBI's taxonomy places the organism in Eukaryota, Metazoa, Arthropoda, Insecta, Diptera, Culicidae. The coding region runs from base 4 to 720 and encodes 238 amino acids. Gene Ontology annotation, cellular component: membrane.